This is a messenger RNA of Dovyalis caffra, 996 nucleotides long. The record is from the annotation of a GenBank genome assembly. Lineage: Eukaryota; Viridiplantae; Streptophyta; Magnoliopsida; Malpighiales; Salicaceae.
AUGGGUGCUAAAGCUCUCUUCUUCUUUGCUUUGUUAUCCUUCUCAGCUGUGUCUUUCAGGCCAGCUCUUGCAGAAACUGAAGAAGACCCUGGUCUUGUUAUGAACUUUUACAAGGAUACAUGCCCUCAAGCUGAGGACAUUGUCAGAGAACAAGUUAAACUUCUUUACAAGAGACACAAAAACACUGCAUUUUCUUGGCUAAGAAACAUCUUCCAUGACUGUGCUGUUAAGUCAUGUGAUGCUUCACUGCUGCUGGACUCAACAAGGAGGACCUUGUCUGAGAAGGAGACAGACAGGAGCUUUGGCCUCAGGAACUUCAGAUACUUUGACGAUAUCAAAGAAGCUGUUGAAAGAGAGUGUCCUGGAGUUGUUUCCUGUGCUGAUAUUCUUGUCCUGUCUGCUAGAGAUGGCAUUGUUUCGCUAGGAGGACCUUAUAUCCCUCUCAAAACUGGAAGAAGAGAUGGCAGGAAGAGCAGAGCAGAUGUGAUUGAAGAACACCUCCCUGACCACAACGAAAGCAUAUCUGUUGUUCUUGACAGGUUCGCUGCCAUGGGCAUUGACACCCCCGGAGUGGUUGCCUUGCUAGGAGCUCACAGUGUUGGUAGAACCCACUGUGUGAAGUUGGUUCACCGUUUGUACCCAGAAGUUGACCCAGCACUAAACCCUGCCCAUGUCGAGCACAUGCUUCACAAGUGCCCCGAUGCAAUCCCAGACCCUAAAGCUGUCCAAUAUGUGAGAAAUGACAGAGGCACGCCCAUGAUUCUAGACAACAACUACUACAGAAACAUUUUGGACAACAAGGGCUUGUUGAUAGUUGAUCACCAACUAGCCAAUGACAAGAAGACUAAGCCCUAUGUUAAGAAAAUGGCCAAGAGUCAGGAUUACUUCUUUAAGGAAUUUUCUAGGGCUAUCACCAUUCUUUCUGAGAACAACCCACUUACUGGCACCAAGGGUGAGAUCAGAAAGCAGUGCAAUGUCGCCAACAAGCUCCACUAG